Molecule: messenger RNA, 1090 nt
Organism: Heterocephalus glaber (naked mole-rat)
Lineage: Eukaryota; Metazoa; Chordata; Mammalia; Rodentia; Bathyergidae
Product: small ribosomal subunit protein eS4
Biological process (GO): translation
Cellular component (GO): cytosolic small ribosomal subunit; ribosome
Molecular function (GO): structural constituent of ribosome; RNA binding
Source: RefSeq, a predicted model, not a curated record
GCUUCCGGCGCUCGCCCGCGCGUUGCGCCAGGGGCGGAGCCACACGGGAAGCGGAGGCGGAGGACUGCCACCCUAGGAGCCACGCGGCCGGGGUGAGGACGGAGAAGUUGCCGAAAGGAUGAGAUGCAAACGUUGGAGAGGCACAAAGCCAAGUGAGGCUUACCAAGAGGGUCUUCACGGAGAAUGUGAAUCUUCUGAUGCAGAGAGAAAGGUAUAUAUUUCAUAGCUCAGCCAUGGCUCGUGGUCCCAAGAAGCAUCUGAAGCGAGUGGCAGCUCCAAAGCAUUGGAUGCUGGAUAAGUUGACCGGUGUGUUUGCUCCUCGUCCAUCCACCGGCCCCCACAAGCUGAGAGAAUGUCUGCCUCUUAUCAUCUUCCUAAGGAAUAGACUUAAAUAUGCCUUGACAGGGGAUGAAGUAAAGAAGAUUUGCAUGCAGCGCUUCAUUAAGAUUGAUGGAAAAGUCAGAACUGAUAUAACCUACCCUGCUGGCUUUAUGGAUGUCGUCAGCAUUGAGAAGACAGGAGAGCAUUUCCGUCUGAUCUAUGACACCAAGGGUCGCUUUGCUGUUCACCGUAUUACACCUGAGGAAGCCAAGUACAAGUUGUGCAAAGUGAGAAAGAUCUUUGUGGGCACAAAAGGGAUCCCUCAUCUCGUGACCCACGAUGCUCGCACCAUUCGCUACCCUGAUCCACUCAUCAAGGUGAAUGACACCAUCCAGAUUGAUUUGGCGUCUGGCAAGAUCACCGAUUUCAUCAAGUUCGACACUGGUAAUCUGUGUAUGGUGACCGGAGGUGCUAACUUGGGAAGAAUCGGCGUGAUCACCAAUAGGGAGAAGCAUCCCGGCUCUUUUGAUGUGGUUCACGUGAAAGAUGCCAACGGCAACAGCUUUGCCACCCGGCUCUCCAACAUUUUCGUUAUUGGCAAGGGCAACAAGCCGUGGAUUUCUCUUCCUCGAGGAAAAGGAAUCCGCCUCACUAUUGCUGAAGAGAGAGAUAAGAGGCUGGCGGCCAAGCAGAGCAGUGGAUGAAAUGGUCUCUAGAUGACAUGUUGGAGAAGUCUGCUUAAUUAAAGAUAAGAGUGUGAUUUAAUAAA